Chenopodium quinoa (quinoa) is the source of this 3013-nucleotide messenger RNA. Its product is annotated as protein MLN51 homolog. Gene Ontology annotation, biological process: mRNA processing. The record is from RefSeq and is a predicted model, not a curated record. The transcript is spliced from 11 exons. Bases 322 to 2412 code for a protein of 696 amino acids. Lineage: Eukaryota; Viridiplantae; Streptophyta; Magnoliopsida; Caryophyllales; Amaranthaceae. Gene Ontology annotation, molecular function: mRNA binding. Gene Ontology annotation, cellular component: exon-exon junction complex.
AUAAACCCGGUGCUCUUCAUCUCCCUCUCCUUUAAAAAAAAAAGGCUUUUAAAACCAAUCAAAAACCUUCUCAAAACUUCCACUCUCUCUCUCCUGUUGUCACGCAGGAAGAAGACCCAAAUUUCUUUUACCCGAUUUAUAAAGUCUUCUCUUUAUUUUCUCAAUUAUUUGCUGACGAAAUUUUCCUUAUUAAUCUUCCUAAUUCUUCGUUAAUGUUCUCUCUCCUACGAAUGAAAAUCUAGGGUUUCGAUUUCGGGAGAAAUUCAUCACAAAUUCCAUCGAUUUGGUCCGAAAAGAGGGGGAAAUUAUUAGGGUUUUAGAAUGGAGAAGAUGGCGGGAGAAGGAGAAGAAGAGAUUGAGUACGAGAGUGAUCCAGAGGAAGCGAAGAUGUCGUUGAAGAUGCGAAGGAGAGAAGCGAGCGAUGAUGAGGAGGAAGAAGAUGAGGAAGAGGAGGAGGAGGAGAGAGAGAGGGAGGUUGAGAGGCGGAGGAGAGAGGCGGCGUUGCCGAGGUCGGGGAUCGUUGAUUCCGAGGGUGAAUCUGAUGGGCAAGGUGCUGCGGCGGACUACGAUGAUGAUGAGGAGGAGGAGGAUGAGGAGGAGGAUGGAGAGGAGUAUUAUGAUGAGCAGGAGUAUGAAGUGGAGGGAGUUGUUGUUUUUGAUGCGUAUGAUGGGGGAGAAGUUGGUGGGCAGGGUGUGGGUGUGGGAGGUGAGGUUUCGGAGGCGGGGAAGGCGGUGGGGGAAGCCGAUGAGAGUGGGAAGACGGGCGAGGGCGGUGAGGGGGAAGGUGAGGGUGAGGGUGAGGGUGGGCAAGGUGAAGGGGAGAAGAAGGAGAAUGAGCCAUUUGCUGUACCUACUACCGGGGCGUUUUAUAUGCAUGAUGAUCGGUUUAAGGAUAAUGCUGGUGGUCGUCACAGGCGAACCUUUGGUGGUAGAAAGUUGUGGGAAUCCAAAGAUGAGAGGAAAUGGGGGCAUGAUAAAUUUGAGGAAAUGAACACGUCAGACAGGCAUUUUGAGGAGGGAAGAAGGUCUUCUAGAGGAUCUUCUCGAGGCCGUGGGAAAGCUAGAGGUCCAGAUCGUGGGUUUGCUCGCGGGAGCAGAAUGAGAGGAUAUGAUGGUAACAACAAUCAAAGUGCUCCCCCGAGGGAUGUGAGAGGAAGAGGACCUAGAAGAUAUCAACCCUCGAUGAAGAAUAGGAGUGAAACAUUCCAACCACAUAACAAACAAUUGGCCAAGUCGCUGGACAAAAAAUCGCAUGCUGGUUCUGGCAGAGCAGCUGCUUCAACAGCUAGCCUUGAUAUGGAGCAUGAAUCAGUUCCGGCUAAGAAAGUCGCAUCCAAUUUAAACUCUGCUUCCCCUCCUUUUUAUCCGUCAGCCACAUCCAAUAAAGAUGUUGCAUUGCCUCAAAAAAAAGAAGCUCAAGCUGGAAAUCAUAGCAGGAAUAUUCGCCCUUCUGCUGUAGACCAUAAUUUUUCUGUGCCACAUUCAACUUCAAUGUUGCGAGGGAAGAAUGUAAUUGAUUCUAUGGGUAUGGACAAGCUGCACAUUAAUGAUCCAGUUCCUCCAGCCAAGCCAUUGAAUAAUGUGCAUAUGCAAUCUUCUGCUUCUCCAUCAGUUGGUGCUGCUCAGAUGACUCCGUCUAGAGCACAGGGAAGGGGAGUAUCGCCAUCUGGACCCUCCAUAUUUCAACCUCAAACCAAUAACCAAUUUAAGAAAGUUUCACCACCAGCACCUCAAGUUUCCCAGCAGACUCCUGUGCAAAGCCGAGGUCAGACUUCUCAGCAGACUUCAGGUCAGCAACUUGUCCAACGCCCUCCUGGUGGCUCUCAAAGUUCUCCUCCAAAAACAGGUUUGUCGAAAAAUACAUUUGAACCUGGAAACUUUGAUUCCCCAUUAGAAUCUGGUAAAUCUAAGAUUGUUGUGGCUGGAAAAGGAAAAGGAAAUGCCCAGGGAACUGGUAGGGGUGCGCUUGUGUAUGGUGGUGGUGGACCAGGUGGUAACAUGGGUUCUGGUGAUCCAAACCUUCCAGCUUUCUUCCCAGCUAACUUUAUGCAAUUUGGGGGCCAGCAUCCUGGAGGUAUUGGAGUUCCUGCCGUUGGAAUGGCAUUUCCUGGAUAUGUUGCUCAGCCAAAUGGUCUUGGAAAUUCUGAAAUGACAUGGUUACCUGUUCUAGCAAGUGCAGCAGGUGCUCUGGGAGCCUCAUAUUGUAACCCUUAUAUGGCUGUUGAUGGUUCUUACAAUCCUCGACCAACAGGGCAACCAUCAGCCUUGCCUGCUUCUAGCAAGGAGAAUAAUAAUCUUAGCAAACCUAGCAGUGAAUUAAAACUUCCACAAAUAUCUGAUGUGGCUAAUGAUGAGUUUAGUCAGAGACAAAAUAAGCCUCGCAGAUACUCAGAGAUGAAUUUUAGCCAGUGAAGUACAUAUUGAAGUUUCUGCCUGUUCAAAUAAGAUUUUGGAAGUUGUUUCCUUGAAAUUGAAAAUAGGUCGUUGUGGUUGGCUUAAGAACUCCGGUUUAUUCUCAUCAUAAGGCUCUCUUUCUGACUCCCAUUUGUGUUCUUGCGCCCUUGCGCUAGACCACAUUGGGCUUUCUGUGUCUCAGAGAUAGUUAAUAUGGUAUGCGUCUGCUCAAGCUGUUCUCAGUUUAGGAAGAUUGUUGCCGUGAAAUGGGUUGGUUUGUAGCUUGCUGUUUGAUAUGCGGUUUUCUGGUGGCUUGGUUUUCAUGAAGGCUCGUUCAGUACACAUGGCUUUUUUGAGGAAGUGUUUGCAGAAGAUGUUCGAAAAGCCAGACUUAAUGUGCUAUAUACAUAUCUAGCUAUUUUUUUUUUCUUGUUGAUGUCGUGAAUGGGCUUUUUAGCUUGUGCUGUUUACCUUUCUAUUCUAUUCUAUUCCUGUUUAUGAGUUAAUGUUGGCCGCAUUGUUUAUUAUUUCUUUGUUAUUUUUCGUUUGGGGGUUAAACCUGCUUAUUAUCAAUGUUUUUUUUUUGGACUGCUUUGAUUAUUGAGUGUUUUCAUCACUA